AACCAGAGCGAAGGACAGAGGAGGAGGAGGAGGAGAGAAAUGUGAGACGGACACACGAAGGAAGAGUGAAGACGGAGAUUCUUGAAGAAAAAGUCUCAGAACCAAGACUCAACAAACAGUUCCAGGAGCUUCUGCCGCCCCGACUUCAUCUUCUGUGGAAGUUCCCGGUGUGAAGCACGUUUUACGUGAGGUGAAAGUUCAAAGGUCGGAUGUGGCAACGGAGUGUGAGAAUGUCACCGAAGCCUCUUCUGCUCUUCCUGGGAAUCACUGCGGUUACUGUUGUUACAGCUCAGGGAUCGCGGAGAAGAGGCGGCAAAGGAUCGAACCCUGCUGUCUACCACUCUGAGGACAACUACGAGUGGACCACGUGGUUCAACGUUGAUCACCCCGGAGGCCGUGGAGACUAUGAGCAGCUCGAGGCCAUUCGCUUCUACUACCGCGCCCGGGUUUGUGCGUCUCCACGGGCAAUCGAGGCCAGAACCACUGAGUGGGUUCCAGCCCGUGAAACUGGGGAGAAGGUCCACGCCGACCCGACCGUGGGCUUCUGGUGCCUGAACGAGGAGCAAGGCCCCGGACGCAACUGCUCCAACUACGCAGUCCGGUUCCUCUGCCCCAGAGACCCAGACAAUACUGUGAACAUUCAGGAAAGCUGGGGUCCGUGGUCAGGCUGGAGCACAUGUCCCGCCCUUUGUGGUCAGGUGGGAGUUCAAAUUCGCCAUCGAAAAUGUCACGCUGCACCUUGCAGCGGGUCUAAAGUAGAAGGGAAAGCAUGCGAUGGACCCGAGUGCCCAAAGAUUGUUUGUUCGCUGGAGUGUGUGGUGGGUAAAGUUAACGCUGACUGUGACGCAUGCACGUGUGAAGAACACCUCCUCUUGGGAUCCGUACGCAGCGCCGGGGGUCUCAUUGCCGAAGGGGCUGCUAUCCUCCGCUCCGGGAAACUCCUCACAAUCACAGACCACAACGGGCAUUUCCGCCUCCCCGGCGUCUGCGCCGACGGCAACACAACGUUGACGUUCAGCCUGCAGGGUCACGCCACCCAGGAUGUUGUGGUGCCGACCAGCUCUCAGCGCACCUCGGUCCUCACAGUUCAGCUGAAAAGAACCGAGAAGCUUCACAUGUUGAGCCACCCUGAGAGCAAGACCAGGAGGGAAGGACAAACUGCUGCCUUCUGCUGCAAAGUGGCUGGAAUACCACAGCCAAACAAGUACCAGUGGUUUCAUAACAACAGCCUCUUGGAGAAUUGGUCAGACAACACAUUGGUCCUCAAAGGUCUGCGUCGCGAGCAGGCUGGAGAGUACUACUGCAGAGCAAGUGGUCCGUCUGGGACCAUUAAGAGCAAACCAGCAACUCUAAGAGUCUUAGGCAAAGAUGAGAAUUCUUGCAAUCCCCAGCCUGAAUCCCACCUCAUCCGUCUUCCACACGACUGCUACCAAAACAGUACAGACUCCUUCUACUAUGAUGUUGGCAAGUGUCCCUCAAGGACAUGUGUUGGACAGCUGGAUAACGGGAUCAGGUGCAAAGACAAGGUGGCUUACUGCUGUGGCGUGGCAAAGAUGGAGGAGAGGCAGCUGACGUGCCGGGGCUACCAACUACCCACCAUGGUGGUGACCGAAUGUGGCUGCCAGAAAUGCGUGGACACCAAAGCCAUUGUGCACGGUAGGGCCAUUGCUGCAGACAAUGGGGAGCCAAUGAGAUUUGGCCAUAUCUUCAUGAACGGAGUCCGGAUCAGCCGCACGGGCUACAAAGGUACCUUCUCCAUCCAGGUCCCUCCCGACACAGAGAGGCUUGUGCUAACUUUUGUGGACAACAUGCAGAAGCUUGUCAACACCACAAAGGUGCUUCCGUUUAACACCAAAGGUGGGGCUGUUUAUCAUGAGAUCAAACUUCUGAGAAAGAAGGCUCCUAUAACGAUCAGCUCUGCAGAAACCAACACCCUGGAGCUCGGGGAGGUGGAGGGUCAGGAGGCAAUGGUUCAAAUUCAGAUUCCACCCUAUUCCUUCUUUAAGGAGAAUGGAGAAGUCUUCACGGGUAACGUCAACGCCAGCGUAACAUUUCUUGACCCCAGAGACGUCUCCACGGCUGCUGCAGCUCAGAGUGAUCUCAACUUUGUUGGAGACGAUGGGGACACCUUGCCGCUGAGAACCUACGGUAUGUUUUCAGUUGACUUCAGGGGCGAGGAAAACAACGAACCCCUGAAUGCAGGUGAGGUGCAGGUGUUCCUGGAUUCUGCUCAGGUUAGGAUGUCCGAGCACCUCAGCACCAUGAAGCUGUGGUCGCUGAACCCUGAAACCGGCCUGUGGGAGGAGGAGGGAAGUCUGCACGUGGAGAAGAAAAAGAGAGGCAAAAGGGAGGAGAGGACCUUUCUGAUUGGUAACAUGGAGAUCAGAGAGAGGCGCCUGUUCAACCUGGACGUCCCGGAGAACCGCAGGUGUUACGUGAAAGUGAGGGCUUUUCGCAGCGAGCGCUUCAUGCCCAGCGAGCAGGUGGAGGGAGUUGUGGUGAGUCUCAUAAACAUGGAGCCCACCGCCGGCUACUCGUCCAACCCUCGGGCCUGGGGCCGGUUUGACAGCGUCGUCACCGGCCCCAAUGGCGCCUGCCUUCCUGCCUUCUGCGACGAACGAAAAGCCGACGCCUACUCGGCCUACGUCAUGGCCAACCUCGGAGGGGAGGAACUGGAGGCCGUCCCUUCGGCUCCUAAAUUCAACCCCAACAUCAUCGGGGUGCCAAAGCCUUACCUGGACAAGCUGAACUACAGGCGGACCGACCACGAGGACCCCAGACUGAAGAAGACGGCGUUCAGCAUGAACGUGGCAAAACCGAGUCCCAACGCGGCCGAGGAAAGCAACGGGCCGGUGUACUCAUUCGAAAACCUGAAGGAGUGCGAGGAGGCCCCGUUUAGCGCGGCGCAUUUCCGCUUCUCGAGGGUGGAAGGAGACCGCUACGACUACAACACCGUCCCGUUUAACGAAGACGACCCGAUGAGCUGGACCGAGGAUUACCUGAGCUGGUGGCCCAAGCCGUUGGAAUAUCGGGCGUGUUACAUUAAAGUCAAGAUCAACAGCCCGCACGAGAUCAACGUGCGGUCCCGCAACAUGGGCGGCACCCACCCGAGGACGGUGGGGCAGCUGUACGGACUCCGAGACACUCGCAGCAUCCGGGACAUGGACCAGCCGACCCUCUCCGCCGUGUGCCUCGAGUUCAAGUGCAGCGGGAUGCUGUACGAUCAGGAACGCGUCGACCGGACCCUGGUGAAGGUGAUCCCACAGGGAAGCUGCAAGAGAGACAGCGUCAACUCGAUGCUUCAGGAGUAUCUGGUCAACCAUCUGCCUCUGGCCGUCAACAAUGACACCAACGAGUUCACCAUGCUGGCACCGCUCGACCCUCUGGGCCACAACUACGGGAUUUACACGGUGACCGACCAGGACCCCCGCACGGCCAAAGAGAUCGCGCUCGGGCGCUGCUUCGACGGCACCUCCGACGGCACCUCCAGGGUUAUGAAGAGCAACGAGGGGGUGGCGCUGGCGUUUACUUGCGGAGACCGCGAGGUGACGCGGCAGAGUGUCUUCCAAACGCUGCAGAGCUCUCCGGGUCAGACGGCGACGAGCGCCGGGAGAGGGGAAGGCAGGCAGAACCGACGCCGGCAGAGGGCAAACCAGCCGCGAAGCAGUCGAAAGAGAAGCGCCAGAAAUCCAGCAGCGGGACGCGUGCAGGUCAAAAACUAAAACACUGAAGACCAAGCGUCUACGUGGAGACCAAACGGGACUGGAUGGCUUUAGCUUUACGUUUUGAUUCAUUUUUUGCAAAUUAAUACGUUACUAAAGAAGUUCAGGCAUAUUUUGUCCUCUCAUUUUACAUUUUCAACUUUUACUGUGUCAAAUAUUUACUUGAAAAUGUAAAUAGUGUAUUUAUUGCACAGGCCUCAAAAAAAUAAAUAAAAUAAAAACAAUCUUUUAUUAAACUGGUGUCAAAAACAAAGAACAGAAACAAGUGUCCUUUUGACCAGUGAUUUAUUAAAUUAGAUGUUUAUAAAACACUGCAGAUGCUGUAUCUUUCCACAUUGUAAUGCAUACCAAUUGCCCAUGUAACAAUGAAACUGGUCAAUUGCUAGAAAAGGAGAAAGAUCGCCCCCUUUAAACUGUAGCCCAUAUGAAGACAAUGGUGGGGUGAAGCCCAUAAUCCCCCCCGCUCCUCAUCACACUUGAUACAAGCCUGCAGAAGCAAUGAUUAGGAGACCAGUUGUAGCAAGUUAAUCCACUUGCCUGAUCCAAUUCCUUAUUUUUUUUUUUUUUUU
Molecule: messenger RNA, 4291 nt
Organism: Mugil cephalus (flathead mullet)
Lineage: Eukaryota; Metazoa; Chordata; Actinopteri; Mugiliformes; Mugilidae
Product: cartilage intermediate layer protein, nucleotide pyrophosphohydrolase
Exons: 9
Coding region: 210-3722 (1170 amino acids)
Source: RefSeq, a predicted model, not a curated record